Molecule: messenger RNA, 812 nt
Organism: Phytomonas sp. EM1
Lineage: Eukaryota; Euglenozoa; Kinetoplastea; Trypanosomatida; Trypanosomatidae
Source: the annotation of a GenBank genome assembly
AAAGAACCAUAAAUAUAUGCAUAUAUGCAUAUUUUAAACAAGUUCUGCGUGCUGUAACCCAUUGUUUUAGUUAACAGUGACCUCAAAUGCCCAAAUGUAGCCGAACAAAGAAAGCAUCGCCGGCGUCAGCUGCGAAUUCAAGCGCCUUAGGCGGCCAUGGCGAAGCUAUUAUAGAGCUGGAUCCUAGCAUUGUGUACUUUACCUUCUCCCGAAUUCGGCCGUGCUUUUCAUGCGGGCGGACGAUCCAAAGCACCCUCGAGCAAUUUCAAUCUCAAAAGAUGCGGCCCACGGACCUCCCUUUGAUUUCCGUCUUCACGGACGGCACGCACUACUACAGCCAGAAUAACCGGAGGCUGUUCAUGUACAAGAAGCUUCGAGAAAUGGAUCUGCUUCACGUGAUUCCGGUGCGGGUUCGGGCGCUUCCUACAACCAAGCGCAUGGGAAACAAAUACACCCCUUCAAAAUGUUCCUUAACGGCAACUUUGAUACGUGAGAGGAAUAUCGGAACGAAUUCUACACAAACCCCAACGCACGUUGGUGGAAACUCCGAGGAUGAGAAGGAAAAGGAAAAGGAGGAGGAAUCGGAAGGUGUUUCUCCUUGCGGUAAAGCUUCGUUGGCUUCAUCGUCAAGCUCCUUUUCGCACACAACCGGUGAGGGAGCAGGGCUGAUGCAGGAAAAGGAGCAAAGCGCGCAUGAUGCUGAACUUAAUCGUGGAGGUGUAAAUGGUAGUUUGAUAACUAGAAAGCGGGAAAAGGCGAGGAUGAUAGAUGCUCGUGAGGAGGGAACAAACACCGGUAAACGGAAAGGAUAA